AUGCGUACUGAUAUGCAUAGACAGAGUCUCGGCCCCCUCCCAGGACCCGAACGUGCCCCCCGCCGCCCAUUGCCACGAAUACUCGCUGUGCUGGCCCCUCACCACCAAAAACUCAUGCUACAAUCCGUUGCGGAAAAAAGGCGUUCCCGCCUCGUCCCCUAUGAGAACUGUAGGCGAUUUCCCCCCUCACGAUUCAGUUGCUUACCCGCAUUCCCUUGCAAUACCCAUCAUCACCCCCCCCCCCCCCCCCCCCCCCCCCUCCCCCCCGUCUUACCACUCGUCUCCAUGUCCGCCGUGUCUGCUUAUUUCAAUACGACACGUCGUUCUGUACCUAACCGUCCACCGCCGUCCCUCGCUGCCCGUAGCCGCCGCCCCCCCUCUCCACCCUUCGCAAUGGGUUUGGGUUUCAAGAAAACCGUCGUCUCGCACGCCACUUUAACCUCCCUCAUCCUCGUCUUGGUAGUAUAUCUGGUCAUCUCCGUCAACCAUCUCCAUUCCUCCACAUGUCCUUCCCUGUUCUCCUUCGCAGCCGAGCCCGCUGCCCCCGAGACCACCCGCAUCUCCGGGGCUCAGACGCGUCGCAACAGGCCCAUGCCGGUGUGCGCAGCCUCUAACCAUCGCGCAAAAUCCUUCCUCAUGGUCUUUAUGGGACACAGUGGCUCCACGGCCAUCAUCUCAGAGCUCAGCUCCAAUUCCCGUGCCUACGUGAAUAAGAAGGAGCCCGUCGACCACCAGGAAACGUUCAACACCACAGCCGCUCUGUUGUAUACCCGCGACUUUUUCGAGAAGGGAAUCGCAGAAGGAAAGACCCCUGGUUUCAAGAUUCGCCCCACCCACAUUCUUACCGAGCCUGAUAAAUGGCGCAAGCUCGCCCUCGACUAUGACACACGUAUCAUAUGGCAGUAUCGAAGGAAUCUGUUCAAGUCAGCUGUGGGUGAGUACUCACGCCGCUAUUUGAACGAUACCAGUAUUGUCAAGGGGCUCGAUAGCAAGGAAGAGGCUGACAACAGAUGUAGUUUCGGCGUCGGUUGUUCGUAUCCGAUUGAUGAUGUGCCGUUCUUCCAUGACCUGCUUCGAGGCAAGAUGAACAGCCAGAGGAAGAUCUCGGCCGCAGUUCAUGCCGUGUCGGGUGGCAGGGGCUGCGUGAGAGAGCUUCCUUACGAGGAUUAUUUGUACGAGAGGGAGGAAACUUUAGCGGAUGUGUUUCGCUUCUUGGGGCUGCCGCAAGAGCCCACAGAGCCAGAGCGGUUUAAGGCCACAGGCGAUAACAUGUGCAGCGUUGUGGAAAACUGGGCAGAGCUAUGUCAAAAUUUUUACGGAUGCGCACUUUGGCAGCAUAUGCUAGAUGAUCCCAAGAACGGUUGCACAUGUCCGCUCACCAGCACACCAACUACCUAUUGUCAAAUGUACCUCGAGUAGCUCUUCGUGCUCGUCGAGGAGCAGAAAAGGUUAAUUUAUUGUUUCGAAACACUGUUUUCGUGUGUGCUUUUUCUGCUGAGCAGUUGAAUUUUGUUAGGGUUUGAAUCAUCCGCCAACGCCAGCAGCUGCCGAUGCCGUGAUACGAAGUAACUCCGUUGUCAAAAUCGCUUUUGACAUGGCCACAAGCACUGAAUUAUGAGCUGAAGCAACCGGCUUCCAACAUCGUGAUGGGUGGCGCUUAUUUUCCUUAAACACCUCUCGCGAUCAAGUUGCAAGGGUAUUUUCACGAAAAAUCUGAGAUUUUUUUUUGUCUUUUUGGAACCAGAGCACUGCUUACGAGGCUUCCUUGUCCGAGCUCGAAGAGCGAAGAGAAGAUGCUCCUGAGUGAAGAGUUGAGAGUGUCCCUCACUUCCACCCAUAAACCCCGUUCUGCUUCCCCUCGCUGCAUUGCAGUCGAGUGUCUAGGUGACAAAUAGCCUCAGAAUAGUUCACUUUUCAACCUCCUUUUCCUCCGUUUGCAUUUACCCGACAAGAGCAGGAAAAGUAUCCUCGCUACCGCAACUGUACGAGGUAUUACGGUACAUUCCAAUGUGCACUACUUGCUGUAUAGUCAUCUUUAAAAAAGUGUUCCCCGAA
Chondrus crispus (carragheen) is the source of this 2055-nucleotide messenger RNA. RefSeq lists its product as hypothetical. The record is from RefSeq and is a predicted model, not a curated record. Bases 1 to 1419 code for a protein of 472 amino acids. NCBI's taxonomy places the organism in Eukaryota, Rhodophyta, Florideophyceae, Gigartinales, Gigartinaceae. The transcript has 2 exons.